AGAGUGUCCCGGAGGGAACAAUCCCUGCAGAAUGCUGCCAGGGGGCUUAAAGGAAAGAUGUGUUUGGUGGUGGCAUCAUGCUGGAGUUGGCGAAAAUGGCUUUCUACCCUUAAUGUCCCUCCAACACCUGUGCUGAACCGCGAGGAUGAGGAAACCUGAAUAGUUCUGCCCUCUAAUCUGUGAUUGGCUGAGCAGGGUGAUUGACUUGUGAUUUGUUGGCAGUGUUUUAAUCUAUUCCUGUCCCUGAUUGGCUGUCAGCGACGUCAAUCAUUCACCCACCAUUCACAUUCUAUCCUCAUCUUCCAAUGGACAGACUGAAAACCAAGUGAGGUGACUUUGAGUGAAAGAACAAAAUUUAUACAGAUUGUAUCCCAUAAUAUUCACACUAAUGUUCAGGACUGAAUAUCCAGUGAGUGAAGGAGCAGAGUUUAUACAGAUUGUAUCCCAUAAUAUCCACACUAAUGUUCAGGACUGAAUAUCCAGUGAGUGAAGGAGCAGAGUUUAUACAGAUUGUAUCCCAUAAUAUCCACACUAAUGUUCAGGACUGAAUAUCCAGUGGGUGAAGGAGCAGAUUUUAUACAGAUUGUAUCCCAUAAUAUCCACACUAAUGUUCAGGACUGAAUAUCCAGUGAGUGAAGGAGCAGAGUUUAUACAGAUUGUAUAGCAUUGUAACACAGAAAGGGGUGUGCAGUACGUGUGACUAUACCUGGGUGAGACAUAAUUUGAAUGAGAAGUUAGGAAUUUGAUUCAGGUGGAAAUUCAGGGCAGAGCAGGAAAGAGGCACUGCUUUUUCAUCUUUUUUCAGCAUCCAGUGGUUUUUGAGUUUCCUUCCUCUUUUCCAAGCUCGAAGGAUUGCACCGUACUACACCAGAGAAUACAGAGAGGAUAGACACUGCAGAUAGACCCUGACCAUCAUCCAAGUAACAACUGCACAACUGUGGGAAGGUAUCCAAUCCCUUCACAGCAUUGCUCAACACAGAGAAGGUUAGGCAGUGAAAUCAUCAUCUGGAAAUCGGUCGGGUCAAGGGAGCUUUGACAUAUCAUCAGAUCUGAAACUGGUCAGUGGUGUGGAACCUUCCAUCAGAACCAACCUUUCUGAAUGUUCGGCUGUGGGCAAUUGGUCAGGGUGAGGCUGGGAAGAAGUGUGAGUGGGCUCCAAAUGUGGUGAGAAAUUCAAUCAUUCAUCGAACCUCAUGAACCACUGACUCAUUCCUACAGGUGAGAGGCUGUUCAAGUAUGAGGUGUGUGAGGAGGGAUCCAUAGGCUGAUAAAAUCUCCUAAAACACAAGGUUUAUCUGUUGUACUGCCUGUAACAUAAAAACAGAUUCAUGGAAAAGGAGCCAUUCAAGUGUGAAGUGCGUAACCAAGCCUUCACACAGCCAUUGGAGCUCAUGCAACAUCAACAUGUCCACACAGGGCAGAAACAAUUCACAUGUGAUGUGUGCAACAAAUCAUUCACACAUUCAUCGAGCCUCCGUGUACACCAACGGAUUCACACAGGGGAGAAGCCAUUCACAUGUGAAGUGUGCAACAAAUCAUUUUCACGGUUAAUGACCCUCCGGGUUCACCAACGCAUUCACACAGGGGAGAAACCAUUUACAUGCGAGGUGUGCAACAAAUCAUUCUCACAGUCAUCGGCCCUCCGCAUACACCAACGCAUUCACACAGGGGAGAAGCUGUUCACGUGUGAGGUGUGUGACAAAGCAUUCAUACAGUUAUCAAGCCUCCUGCGACAUCAGACAAUCCACACAGGAGAGAAACCCUUUCAGUGUCAUGUUUGUGAUAAAGCUUUUGCAACAUCUUCGAUCCUCUUGAUGCACCAGAGGAUUCACACACAGGAGAAACCUUUCAGGUGUGAUGUGUGUAAGAUGGCAUUCACCCAAAGCUCUGAUCUCCUGAGGCACCGGAGGAUUCACACAGGGGAGAAACCUUUCAAGUGUGAGGUAUGUGACCAAGCCUUCACACAGCCAUCGACGCUUGCGCAACACCGACGCAUUCACACUAGGAAGAAGCCGUUGCCAUGUGAUGCGUGCAACAAAUCGUUCUCAAGGUCAUCGGACCUCCUGCUGCAUCAGAGGAUCCACACAGGCGAAUAACACUUCAAGUGUGAAUUUUGUGAUAAAACUUUCUUGAUGCCUUGAACCUUCUAGAGACAGCAGAGGAUUCACAUGGUGUGAAACUCUUCAGGUGCGAUGUUUGUGUAAGGGCUUUCAUCCACUCCUAUGAUCUCCUGAAGCACCAGUGGAUCCACAUUGGUGACAAACCAUUCAGGUGUGAGGUGUGUGACAAGGCUUUCACACGGUCAGUGUAUCUCCUGGUCCAUCAGUACACUCACACGGGAGAAACCCUAUCGGUGUGAGUUCUGUAAUAAAGCUUUCACACAGUUGUCAGACCUCCUGGAAUAUCAGUGAACCCACCCAAGAGACAAACCCUUCCUUAUCUUUUCCCUUAGGAUGCAUCCUGGAGUAAUGAACAGUUUUGACAGAGGAAAGCAGGACCACUAGUGCUUGAUGUGGUCCAGUCAGACUGGUAACGAAUGGCUAAACCAGUUGUAUAUCAGAUACAUUCAAAUCUUCACCCCGUGGAUUUGAGAAGCAGAGAGAUUGACCAGGAAGGAAGGGAGUAAAGUUAAUUUUGGAAACAAGGGUGUGGAAGGUGGAUAUGAGGGAGUGAUUAAACCAGAUUGAUGGCUACAGAAGUAUUGUGGUGAAUGGAGGGUCAAAGGGCAAAGAAUUGGGAAUUAGAAAGUGCUGUCCAAUUCACCUGAGAGAAGAGUUUCUUCCAAAAAUGGGUCUAUGGACCCAUGUGACCAAUGGAUUUCUGCAAUCAUUGUUGAGUUUGUAUGAUGGAAAUGAGCUACAUCCUGUGCCAUUCACUUCAUUGGAAUUGGAAUUGGGAGCCAGACUGAAGCACAGGAAUUUUAAGUGAACUGUUUGUUGUAUUCUGAGACAGUUUCCCCUGGGGAGGCGGUUGUGUGUGUGUGUGUUCGUGUGUGUGUCUUUGUGUGUUCAUGACCCAGCUCUCAGGAGUGGGUCUGGGAUAGAAUUGGACACUGCUUUACGUUGGUGAUGUGAAUUAUAGACAGAUCCUCUUCAGGUGUUGGGUGUUUCACUAAUACCAAGAGUAGGGUGUGGGUGAAUCUCUACAGACCUGAGUUCCCUAAGCCCAAUCUUCCUUGAAGUAAUAAUGGAGCGAAACGUUCACCUUACAUUUUUCCAAGAUUCAUUUCAUGUUCGGGGAAAGAUCUUGAGUCAUUUUCAAAUGCUUUGUUAUUUUGGUUGAUCAAACAUUUAGUGAAAAGCUGAAUAUUGUGUUGUUGUUUGUCUGCUGUCUAUCAAUCUUCUGUCUAAAUAUGUAACUCAUGAUGAAUUCAUGUGUUUAGCUUAACCCAAACCACCUGAUUGUCAGCAUGGUAUGUUCCUAUUCAUUGAAAUACUCCAGAGUGUGCAGUAAGAGUCCAGUACACAAUAUAUUGGUCAAUGUCACUGUGGGCUGGUAUACUUCCUCCAUCAAUGGGUUUUAAUUUCCAGUUCACAGGAAGCGUAACAUUUAUCUGAGAGAAAGAAUUGCAUUUAUAUAUUAACCUUCAUGAGCUCAGGGUGUCUGAAAACAUUUUACAGACAGUUAAGUGCUUUUUAAAGUGUAGUCACUGUUGAAAUGUAGGAAACAUGGCAAUUAAUUUGCAAGCUCCCAUAAACAGCAAUGUGAUAAUGAUUGGAUAAUCUGUUUUUGUGAUGUUAUUUGUCUGUGUAGAUUUAUAAUUCUCAAUAAACUCAUGUGUUUAGCUUAAUGCAAAUGACAUGAUUUGUCAGCACAGUGUGUUCCUAGUCACUCUUAUACUCAGGCAGCUAGAUUAUGAAUCCUGUACACAAUCUGUCGGUCAAUGUCACUGUGGGCUGAUAUACUUCCUCCAUCAAUGGAUUUAUAAUUUCCUGUUCACAGGAAGCAGAAUGUUUCCCUAUCAACUUUCACAAGCACUACAUAUCCAA
Carcharodon carcharias (great white shark) is the source of this 3989-nucleotide messenger RNA. RefSeq names its product zinc finger protein 271-like. NCBI's taxonomy places the organism in Eukaryota, Metazoa, Chordata, Chondrichthyes, Lamniformes, Lamnidae. Gene Ontology annotation, biological process: regulation of DNA-templated transcription. The transcript has 2 exons. Bases 1329 to 2096 code for a protein of 255 amino acids. Gene Ontology annotation, molecular function: DNA-binding transcription factor activity, RNA polymerase II-specific; RNA polymerase II cis-regulatory region sequence-specific DNA binding. The record is from RefSeq and is a predicted model, not a curated record.